This is a messenger RNA of Pseudophryne corroboree (corroboree frog), 4824 nucleotides long. It is a transcript of the gene USP40, whose product is annotated as ubiquitin specific peptidase 40. The coding region runs from base 270 to 3905 and encodes 1211 amino acids. Lineage: Eukaryota; Metazoa; Chordata; Amphibia; Anura; Myobatrachidae. Gene Ontology annotation, cellular component: nucleus; cytosol. Gene Ontology annotation, biological process: protein deubiquitination. The transcript has 32 exons. The record is from RefSeq and is a predicted model, not a curated record. Gene Ontology annotation, molecular function: cysteine-type deubiquitinase activity.
GGCUGCUCCUGCAGCCCAUAUUUUAAGCUAUUUCAGAAGAAAAGAAAUCUGAAGACUUCAAUGGCUGCAGCUUAAUGAAUGUCAGACAGACCUCCUCUGCUGCGGCUCCAUCACUCCCCCAGCGGCACUGUAUACUCCCGCACCCUGGUUGCCGGGUAACUACAGCGGAGGCUCCGGUGUCCUUCUUGGUCAGUCACACACACUCGCCGCUGCCCUCCGGGAUCGCGUGGCCUCAGGUACAAGGGGAGAUUUACGCCUCUUGACUAGAGAUGUUUGGAGAUCUGUUUGAGGAAGAAGAGGAUUUCUCAUUUCUUUCAAGCAGUACAUGCACUAAUGGCAGGAAGUCCAAAUCCAACGAUUCAGAAAUACUGGAACCACGGGGAGAGACCAGACUAAGUGGCCUCAGGAACCAGGGCAGCACCUGCUACCUUAAUUCUCUGUUGCAGACACUUCUUUAUACCCCAGAAUUCCGAGAAGCCCUUUUUGCCUUGAGCCCUGAAGAGCUUGGAACUCUAGAGGAGAAAGAUGUUCCUGAUUCCAAGGUUCGGAUCAUUCCAUUGCAGUUACAGCGACUUUUUGCACAGCUCCUAUUGGUGGAUCAGCAGGCGGCGUCCACCUCUGACCUUACAAGCAGCUUUGGCUGGGAUAAUGAGGAGGCCGGCCAGCAAGAUGUCCAGGAGUUAAACCGUAUUUUGUUUAGUGCCUUGGAAAGUUCCCUGGAGGGCACCACUGGCCACAACCUCAUCAAGAGCUUAUAUCAUGGGACAGUGGUGAACCGUAUACAGUGCCAGGACUGCGGAUAUGUCAGUGAGAGGCAGGAAGAUUUCCUUGACCUUACAGUGGCCGUAAAAGACAUGAACAGCUUGGAGGAGUCAUUAUGCAGCAUGUAUGUAGAAGAAGAAAUGUUUGAGGGCGACAAUCUGUACCGUUGUGGAUCCUGUGACAAGCUUGUCUCUGCUGCAAAGUCCGCCAAGCUGGGAAAGUUACCGCCCUUCCUUACAAUAUCUCUGCUGAGAUUUAACUUUGACUUCACAAAAUGUGAGCGUUACAAGGAGACAGCGCGAUACACCUUCCCUGCCCGCCUCAACAUCCGGCCUUUUUGUGAGCAGAAUCACUUGGAGGACUCUGCACAAGCCUAUGAGCUGUUUUCGGUUAUCAUACACAAGGGUGGAUGUUAUGGCGGUCACUACCAUGUGUAUAUCCGGGAUGUGGACGAGCUGGGGCAGUGGAGUUGCCAGACAGAGAACAGGAAGACAGUAGUGGAGGAUACUGGGGAAGAACAGGACUGUGCUGCUGAUAUUCUAGCCACUGUUAUUGCAGAGGCGGGUGUAGAUAAAAUGGUUCCUGUUGAUCAGUUGAGUCAAAGACUUCUGGAACACACCGGAUCUUCCUGGAACAAGGUGUACCGGAAACAGCACGGCGCCAUCCGCAAGUUCCUACAGAGUCACCCCUCCAUCUUUCAGCUAAGCUCAGACGGUUCGCUGGUGGGCUUAGCUCAUACAGUAAAUGGCAUUGAUCCACAAUGUUGUAAGCAGAACAGUACAGGAAAGAUGCCAGCUCCAAAGCCAGGUGCCAGCCAUUGGUUUGACUUCAAUGACUCCGCAGUGCAGUGCAUCCAAGAAAGGGACAUGGAAAAGCAAUUCCAGGGCAAGGAGAGUGCAUAUAUGCUGUUCUACCGCAGCAGCCAACUGAAGAGACCCCAAGAAGCAAAAGGCAAUGUUCGGUUUGGAGUCCCUGAAUACCUGUUACGCCAGAUGGAUCAGGAAAAUGAGGAACUUCAGCGCAAGAGGAUGGAGUCGGACAGAACAGCCAACAGCAUGAACCUCCGUCUUCACCUCGCGUCAGGCUAUCGGUUUGAUAAUGGUGCUCUUCACCCAGUCAUCUCCCAAGGAGACAGCACCUUAGACAUAAGUGUGGAUCGGCGAGGGACCGUCAGCGACUUGAGACAAACUGUUUUCCAGUUGUUGGACGAGUCGGUAGAAGGACAUGUAUUGAGCAUCGCAAAGCUUCUGCCGGCAGGUUUGCAUGUCUUCCAGGACCUGUGUGAUGCAGAGCAGGAUCUUGCGAGUGCUGGUGUCACAGACAACUGUGAUCUAUUUCUGUGGGAUGGACAGCAGGUUGGAGGACUGCCAGUCCAUGGUGGUCCAGACUGCGCUCCUCUCCUCCUAACCAUCAUGCGUUCAUGUACAGCCCAAAGCAAUGAUUCCUCGCCAAAGUACUCGGAGAGCCAAAGAGUCUUCCCAUCCAACUUUCAGCUGAAGGUAGUACAGGAGAAGCUAGCCGGUAGCCCCUCGGAAGAGUCCCUGCUUUGCUCUCCAUCCACAGAGACCAGUGAGGGUUGGAGUGUUUUUGCCAUUGAAGAUAUGAACAAGACCCUCACCAUGUUGGGGCUCAAAGAUGGCAGCUCCCUUCUGCUUUUGGAUUCACAUCAAGAGGGAGAAGUAGCUCUUGCAACGGAAAUAGAGACAGCCGGUGAGCUGAGCCAUCACUACAUUCAGGUGCAGGACUGGUGCAGAACAGAAGAAGAAAGGGAAACGUUUCAACUUCCUGCAGACUCUGCCUCUACUAUGUCCGAGAUCCGCAGGAAAGCUAUGGAAUUGCUGGAGCUGCAGGAGGAUUGUGAUGGCACCUGUCUGAGGCCUCUGCAUAGAAGUGGGAAGUUGCUUCCCCCAGUUCUGGAGCAUCUCACAGUGCAGGAGGCAGAGCUUAAAGCUGGGAGCAUCUUGGGCCUGUGUAGGGGGAAAGCGCCUCGCACCUCAGAGGUCUUCCUGUCUUUUAUUGUCGGCACUGACCUCCAGGAAGGACAGGAGCAAGAGAUUAUACUGGAAGAAACACUAACCGUGAAAGAGUGCUUAGACAAAAUGCUGCAGAGAGUCGGGUUACCAGGUGAGACUGGAUGGCACCUAAGAAAAAUGGACUGGUGUUAUGAAGCUGGAGACGCUGUGAGCGACGAGGACUCCUCACUUAAGGACCUAAAAGUCAGAUCUGGAGAUACUUUUGUUAUAACAGAGGGAAAACUGCCUCCCAAGGGUUUCCUGAAGUUGCCUAUAUGGUUGUACAGUCCUACAAUACAGCAAAAUUCUCUGAACCAUGUCAUCUCCCCACUGGCUACACUGCCUAUGACCCAGCCAGGAGAUGUGUCUGCGCAGGACGGUGCAGACUCCGACCUCUGCUUUGUGCACCACGUGGAGAUAUCCAGAGAUGCUUCUCUGCAAGACCUGAAGAUGCAGAUCAUGACAUUGACGGUAUUUGAUGCACUUGGGAUUCCGUCUCCCGAGUUCCUCCGUAUCUGGACAUUGGAAAAUAAACGUUUGGGAAAAGUGUUGCGCUGUAAUCAGCGGCGGAUCAGUGACUAUAAACUGGGGAUUAGGACCACACUUUGCGUGGAGCCUCUAUACACGAAGGAGUUCUUAGGCCCCCAGGAUCUGCUACUGAGGGUUCAGCUUUCUGUCCCAGGGGAAUGCCGUUACUUCCCCCCAGUGGACAUUGCUUGGAAUAUUUCUUGUGGAUGCACAGCCCCCGCUCUCCGCCAGAAGAUCGCCACACAUUGCUCACUGCCGGCAGACAAAGUGGAGAUUGCAAAGUACUUUCCAGACAACCACGAAUGGCUCCCAAUAUCCAGCUGGACUCAACAAGUUUCCAAGAAGAAAAAGAAAAAGAAAUCAGAGAGCCUGCAGGGGGCGCCCUAUUAUAUAAAGGAUGGGGACAUUAUUGGGGUAAAGAACCUGCUGCUGGAUGACCGGAUGGACUUCAGCUCGGAGACAGACUAUAUUGCUAAGGAAAGACAGAGACAGCAUGCAGACAACAAAAAGAAGGGUCCACAACCGUUUUGCAAUGAAAAGGUUCGUCCAAGCGCCCGGAAGACGGAAACAUCACUAUCCAUCCGGGUUGGAGUUUUCAGAUAGCAAAGACUAUAUGCUCUCUUAAUUGGAGCCUGUAGUCACGGGAUAUAGUUUCCCUUAAUCUCAGGGAUGAGCAUAUGCUGUCAUGGAAAGGCAGUGUGAUGUUGUGGUAGAGAUCUAUAUCUCCCCCUGGAGGUCAUAAUCGGGUAAAGCACUACUUUCAGUAGCUGUAUAAAAGUGCUUGUUGCUGACCUCUGCUGCAGUACAGGGACGUUUCACCCUGUGGAGGUGCCUUCUCUCUUCUCAUUAUCUCAUGCAAUUCUAAUUGUUCUCGUUAAAUUGCUGCUCAGAGAUUUAAAAAAAGAAAAGCACGUUAUUUCAUCAACCCCCUCUGUUUAUUACUACGUUAUCUUCUUUUUCAUGGUUUGUUUCCACUCUUUAAUGGGGGAAUCGGCUGCUGUCAGGAAAUGAGGGAAUAGUGCUGCUGCGCCACAGUAACCUAUUGGUUACAUCACAAUAUCCUAACGGUUAUGAAGGCUUGUUGACAGAUGUGCACUUUUGGCGUUAUUGUACACUUGUGGCAUGGUUCGCAUGGCAGCAGAUAGAUGAGUUCUUUUCAUCUACGGGCUUUCUUAACCGUGCCUUCACCUGCUCCGACCUCCCAUAGUCCCUGCUGCUGGAGUCGUUUACCAGACUCUCCGGUCACUGACCGAUAAUGCGACCAAUGAACGUUUUACUGCACUCCACUCAGAGCUCUUGGGUUAGAAUUGAGAUAUCAAAAAGUUUGUAAACUUCUGGCUUAAAGCAAUUAAAUACUGUAUUGAGGAAAACCUUUCUGAAGCUGAACACAGUCAGUAACUUCAGUAUUCCCCACUGACAACCUGCCUACAUAGCUUUGCGACGUUUGGGAUAACGGUUUAUUAGCUCACACUGGGGCAGAUGUAUUAAGCCUGGAGAAGUGAUAAAGCGGUGAUAAGGGCAA